Molecule: messenger RNA, 702 nt
Organism: Aspergillus uvarum CBS 121591
Lineage: Eukaryota; Fungi; Ascomycota; Eurotiomycetes; Eurotiales; Aspergillaceae
Product: ubiquitin-ribosomal 40S subunit protein eS31 fusion protein
Exons: 3
Coding region: 45-509 (154 amino acids)
Biological process (GO): protein ubiquitination; translation; modification-dependent protein catabolic process
Cellular component (GO): nucleus; ribosome; cytoplasm
Molecular function (GO): structural constituent of ribosome; ubiquitin protein ligase binding; protein tag activity
Source: RefSeq, a predicted model, not a curated record
AAAAAAACUAACUAAAUCACCCUUGCUAUCAGACCUUCAUCAAGAUGCAGAUCUUCGUCAAGACCCUUACGGGUAAGACUAUCACCCUUGAGGUGGAGUCCUCCGACACCAUUGACAAUGUCAAGUCCAAGAUCCAGGACAAGGAGGGUAUCCCCCCGGACCAGCAGCGUCUGAUCUUCGCUGGUAAGCAGCUCGAGGACGGCCGUACUCUUUCGGACUACAACAUCCAGAAGGAGUCCACCCUCCACCUCGUGCUCCGCCUGCGUGGUGGUGGUAAGAAGCGCAAGAAGAAGGUCUACACCACCCCCAAGAAGAUCAAGCACAAGCACAAGAAGACCAAGCUCGCCGUCCUCAAGUACUACAAGGUCGACGGUGAUGGCAAGAUCGAGCGUCUCCGCCGCGAGUGCCCCUCCCCCGAGUGCGGUGCCGGUAUCUUCAUGGCUGCCAUGCACAACCGCCAGUACUGCGGCAAGUGCCACCUCACCUACGUCUUCGACGAGUCCAAGUAAAUUGGCCUUUGAUAAGUCGCCUAUCUUUCGCUCCAGCUGGAUGUGCUUCGAUCUUCCCCACGGAACUAGGACAGUGAAGGUUGCAGGGUUGGAUAUGUGAGGUGUAUGGGACGUGUGCGUUAUGAUCGUUCCAUAGUGACUUUUAAGACAAAUCAAACAAAAAAAUUUUCAAAAAAAUCAUCAUCAUAUCUAA